Naegleria lovaniensis is the source of this 1323-nucleotide messenger RNA. RefSeq lists its product as uncharacterized. Lineage: Eukaryota; Heterolobosea; Eutetramitea; Acrasida; Naegleriidae. Gene Ontology annotation, biological process: aromatic amino acid metabolic process. Bases 1 to 1323 code for a protein of 440 amino acids. The transcript has 3 exons. Gene Ontology annotation, molecular function: iron ion binding; oxidoreductase activity, acting on paired donors, with incorporation or reduction of molecular oxygen, reduced pteridine as one donor, and incorporation of one atom of oxygen. The record is from RefSeq and is a predicted model, not a curated record.
AUGUCCUCAAAAUAUCGUUCCUUGCUGAUUACACUUCCGCACAAGGUCGGAUCUCUCAAAUCCAAUCUAGAUAUUUUCUCCAAAUACAAAAUCAACUUGACCAAGAUUGAAUCCAAGCCCUCCAAACUGUCGACUAGGACCUUUGAUUUUCAUGUCGACAUUGAAGAAAAUGUUAAUAAGGAAAGUUUGGAGAGUGCCAUUAAGGACAUUAUGGAUCAAGGAUUGGCGGAAAAUGUCAAAUUUUUAGGAAGUGAGAAACGACCGUGGUUUCCACGAAAGAUUUCUCAUAUCGACUAUUUCACAAGACAAACAUUAGAAGCAGGUGGAGACUUGCAAUCCGAUCACCCAGGAUUUCAUGAUAAGGAGUACAGAGCCAGAAGAAAAAUGAUUUCAGAAAUUGCCAUGAAUUAUAAACAUGGAGAGCCCAUUCCAAAAAUCAAGUACACAACUUCUGAGAACGAUACUUGGAGAGUAGUCUAUGAAAAAUUGACAAGUCUUUACCCCAAAUAUGCUUGCUCUCAAUACAAUUAUCUGUUUCCUCUUUUUGAGCAAAAUUGUGGAUUUCGACCACAAAAUAUACCACAAUUACAAGAUGUGAAUGAUUUUCUUGUGGAAGUGACGGGAUUCCGUUAUAGACCUGUAGCAGGCUUGCUGACUGCACGAGACUUUUUGAAUGGUUUGGCAUUUAGAGUGUUUCAUAGCACUCAAUACAUUCGACACCAUAGUUCACCAUUUUACACACCUGAACCUGAUGUGGUUCAUGAGCUGUUGGGACAUUCAAUCAUGUUGGCUGAUCCAGAUUUUGCCGAUUUCAGUCAACAGAUUGGCUUAGCCAGCUUGGGAGCAAGUAAUGAAGACAUAGAUCGUUUGGUACGAUUGUAUUGGUAUUGUUUGGAGUUUGGCCUUGUCAAUGAAAAGGGUCAAAAGAAAGCCUAUGGUGCUGGUUUACUGAGCUCAGCAGGUGAAUUGCAAUUCAGUUGUACAGGUACAGACCCAGAUAGUAAAAUCUUGCCUCCAGAAUAUAAGCCAUUUAUUGCUGAGGAAGCUGCUGAACGACCUUAUCCCAUUACGCACUAUCAACCACUCUACUAUGUUGUCAAUACAUUGGAGCAAUGUAAAGAGUUGAUCAAAAGUUAUACUUUGAAUAGUCUUGAAAAACCAUUCACUGUGAAAUACAAUCCUUAUACAAACACUGUGGAAAUUCUUGAUACUGAAGAGAAAAUCAUUUCUCUCACAAGCAACGUACAAACAAACCUGGACUUGAUUAAGAGUGCAUUAGGAAAUUUGAGAAAUAAUGUGGAAUACGACAAUGAAGACAAAUAA